Molecule: messenger RNA, 6265 nt
Organism: Ahaetulla prasina
Lineage: Eukaryota; Metazoa; Chordata; Lepidosauria; Squamata; Colubridae
Gene: GRIPAP1
Product: GRIP1 associated protein 1
Exons: 27
Coding region: 187-2775 (862 amino acids)
Biological process (GO): regulation of recycling endosome localization within postsynapse; regulation of modification of synaptic structure; regulation of neurotransmitter receptor transport, endosome to postsynaptic membrane
Cellular component (GO): glutamatergic synapse; postsynaptic recycling endosome; extrinsic component of postsynaptic early endosome membrane
Source: RefSeq, a predicted model, not a curated record
GAGAGAGAGAACGUCUCUCCAAACCAUCCGUCCUCUCUCCUGUUCCCUCUAUGAUAUCUUCUUAAAGCUAUCUCGUCAUCCUCCUCCACGAGUGGGCAGGGGCAGGCUCGCGAUUCCUUCUUCCUCUCUCUUUUGGAUCGUACCAAGCUGGAGCCGAGCCGGGGGGGCGGCGGCGGGGGAGGGAAGAUGGCGCAGGCCUUGUCCGAAGAGGAGUUCGAGCGCAUGCAGGCCCAGUUAUUAGAACUUCGAACACAGAAUUACCAGCUCUCUGAUGAACUCCGCAAGAACACAGCUGAAUUAAAUGGGCUCCGACAACGGGUCAUCUAUUUAGACAAGGACUUUGCUAAGGCUCAGAAGGCUCUAAAUAAGAGUAAAAAAGCUCAGGAGGUGGAUGCACUGCUUAGUGAAAAUGAAAUGCUUCAGGGAAAACUGCAUAGCCAAGAGGAUGACUUCAGGCUGCAAAAUAGCACUCUCAUGCAGGAGCUCUCCAAGCUCUGCUCGCAGAUUGAGCAGUUGGAGAAGGAUAAUCAGAUUCUUCGGGAAGGGAAGACAGCGGUAGCCAGCGAAGGGGCGUUCCCAGCCAGCUCCGUGGAUGGCGAGCUGUUAAGGCUACAGGCGGAGAAUUCUGCCCUGCAGAAGAAUAUGGCAGCUUUACAGGAGCGCUAUGAGAAGGAAGUGGCCCGGCAAGCAGAAAACCGAAGUGGCGCGAAAGGUGAUGGUUCCCCGGAGCCUUGUCCCACUGUGCCAGAGACAACUUCGGAACGGCCGGCAUUUGACAGUGACGGUAACGGUGCCAUUUCACAGCAGCUUCUCUCGGAGGUCGAACUGAAACUGCAGACCGAGAGGGAGGAAAAAAUACUGCUGAAGGAGCAGCUGCAAAGCCUCGAGGCAUCCAAGACAACAGAGACCUCCCGCCUGCAGCAAGAGCUCUCCAAGUUUAUGGAGAAGCUUAAGAAGAAACAAGAGAGCUUUGUGCGCCUUCAGACAGAAAAAGAAGCGCUCUACAAUGACAGCAGGACCAAAAUUGAGGAGAUCCAACAACGGAAGGAAGAGGAACUCAAAUCUCUGCAAAUUCGUAACCAGAAGCUGCAACAGGAGCUCCAGUCCACGAACCAGGGCUUCUUGGAAUUAAAGGACCAAUUGCAGACUGGUCAAAAAGAACAUGAAUUGGCUCUUCGGACUCUGCAGGACCAGGUUGCGUGCCAAAGUGCGGAGAGCCAGGAACAGGUUGAGACCAUUCUGUCUGAAAAUGAUGCUCUGAGAACCAACCUUGCAGCCUUAGAACAGAUCCAGACAUCUAAGACUCAAGAAAUGAAUUUGAUGCGAGAACAGGUGGCAGCAUUGGGAGAUGAGCUACAGCAGCGUCAGAAUGAGAAGGAGGCAUUGGCUGCCCAGCGGGAUGACCUCAACACACAAUUGCAGGAGUCACUUCGGGGCAGUACUCGUCUUACGGACCAAGUUCAAGAACUCAGGCAGGAGAAGGAGAGAUUACUACAAGAGCUUGACGAAGUACGGAAGACAGCAGAGAAACGCAAGGCCAUGCUGGAUGAGAUGGCCAUUGAGACCCAGCAAGAAAAGGGACGCCACAAGGAAGAGCUCGGUAACCUUCGUCUGCAGCAUGAGAAAGAGAUGCUGGCUGUGAGGGCACGCUAUGAGCGGGAGCUGCGGGAGCUGCAUGAGCACAAGAAACGGCAAGAGGACGAGCUGCGUGGUCAGCUCAAGGAGGAGAAGGCUCGUAGUCAAGAACUGGAAUCCAUGCAACAAACUGUGGAAGAGCUACGGCUCCAGAUCCAAUCCAUGGAUGGCACCAAGGGCUGGUUUGAACGGCGGCUUAAAGAGGCAGAGGAGUCGAUAGAGAAGCACCAGCAGGAACACAUGGAAGCUCUGAGAAUCUGUAAAGAGCAGCAUGCAGCUGAUUUACAGCUAAAAGACCAAGAAGUGGAGGCAACUAAGGAGAAACUGAGAGAGAUUGAAAAAGCCAGGAAUGAGCACAUGGACACAGUCAACCGGCUGAAGCAGGAAGUGAAGGACACAGUCGAUGGGCAACGGAUCCUGGAGAAGAAAGGGAGUGCAGCAUUGAAGGACCUCAAAAGACAGCUUCAUCUAGAAAGGAAGAGAGCAGAUAAACUUCAGGAGCGCCUGCAGGAAAUCUUGACCAACAGCAAGAGUAGGACAGGAAUUGAGGAUCUUGUACUAGCAGACAUCAGUUCCCCCAGUCGGACUCAGACGGGAGACAGUAGCAGCAUCUCAUCCUUCAGCUACCGUGAAAUCAUGAAGGAGGGAUCUGUGGCUGGCAGUAAUAAGUCAACCACAGGAAGCCCACAGUCACAGUCGCAACCUCCACGGCCAGCCGACCUUUCAGAUGAGGAGAUCUCAGAACUGUUCCAGCGUCUGGCUGAAGUUCAGCAGGAGAAGUGGCUCUUGGAGGAGAAGGUGAAGCACCUUGAAGUCAGCAGUGCCUCCAUGGCUGAGGACCUAUGCCGGAAGAGUGCCAUUAUUGAGACCUAUGUGAUGGACAGCCGCAUUGAUGUGUCUGGGGCUCAUGGGCAGGUCGAUCGAAGUAGCCUAAGUAGCGUCCUGCGAGAUCUGGUGAAGCCAGGAGACGAGAACCUGCGCGAGAUGAACAAGAAGCUACAGAACAUGCUGGAGGAGCAGCUCACCAAAAACAUGCACUUACAGAAGGAUUUGGAGGUCCUUUCCCAGGAGAUCGUCCGUCUUAGCAAAGAGUGUGUCCCAUCCCCUGAUACUGAACCUGGCCUGGAUGAUGCUGUCUGAGCUCCGUUCCACCUGUGAUGCCGUCCUCCGUGCUUGGCCCUUGGCUGCGCUGCUGCGGAGCACGAACAGCAGUUUCUCCCUUCAUCACUGUUCUACUCAGGCCUUCCCCAAAAAAGAUUGAUUUCUUUCGAAUCAUGCACCUACUGAUUACGCUGCCUGCCUCUUCGUGGACCUGCCUUUGCUGCCCCGUAGGAAGCCCUGGCAGCAGUAGCCUCUCUGCAGUUGGCACUUUUUAAAAAGUUGCAUGGCCGAUUGCAGCUUUGUUUCUGAGGUUGCCAGUUUUGAAACUGCCUCCCUCCUUCCAAGGUUGUCAUCCCUGAUCCUGAGGAGUUUCCCCAUGGAGGAGGAAGAGGAGGAGGAGGAGGGCGAGGAGGAGGUGUUCCUGCCAUAAUAAAGCUCCAUAAUCCAUUCUCAACGUAUAGCAGUCCUGGGAGUAAAGUUCAGUUUCCUUAAAAGCCUUUUUCCCUGCAUUCUACUCCGCAAGCUGCAUUUGUGAUUCUGUAGCUUCUUCUGAGUCAUAGUCAUACCACCUUCCUCAUUUUGCAUGUCUGGUCAGUUCUGAAACUCCCUGUUUCAGUUAUAUAUAUAACCCAAGUGAUACAACCCAAAAGCACUUCUACAGGGUUGCUGCUGUGCCCCUUUUUCCAGUGAUAGAGGUGGAGCAAAGGCAGUGUGUUUAUUUAACACACCAAUGACUUGUACAAGGCUGUAAUUGUUGAGAAACUGAUAAUGGAAAGAACGGUGGGUUGGGUUUUUUGGGGGGGGAGGGGAGUGGCUUUUACUCUGCGUGAACUUUGUUUUGAAAUGGGCUUAAAGAUCUGAAUUGAUGGGUACUAUUCUAGUAGACAUAAACUGGAGAGGUCUCUCUCCCCAGGCCGUGUUCCAUAUUCCCAGCCUUUUUCUAAGUCCAGCAAAGGGUAGCCCUGGGUCUGAUUUCAAACCAGUUCAGAGCUCUGGCAGGUGUGAUGCUGCUCCUUGUUUAAUGGGAAGAUCAGGAUGGGAAGAAGAAAGAGGUACCGUAUAUACUCGAGUAUAAGCCGAGUUUUUCAGCACGUUUUUUGUGCUGAAAAACGUCCCCUCGGCUUAUACUCGGGUCUAUACGGCUUAUACUCGAGUUGUUUUUUUUUUUAAGCCCCUCGGCUUAUACUCGAGUAUAUACGGCUUAUACUCGAGUUUUUUUUUCUUUUUUUCUUUUUUUCACAUUUUACCGGACGGCGCGGGGAAGCCCUGCCGGUGCAGUGAGAGGGCGGGGCGGGGGAGCCGCCAGCCUUCUCAGCUGAGGGAGGGAGGGUUUCCCCAACCGGUAGGUGCCUCAUUUCCCACCCUCGGCUUAUACUCGAGUCCCCAGUUUACCCCAGUUUUUGGGGUAAAAUUGGGGACCUCGGCUUAUACUCGGAUCGGCUUAUAUUCGAGUAUAUACGGUAUUCAGUGGGGAGAGAGAGAAUGGAGCUCCCACCCAUUUGGGGCUCUGACUUGACCUCAGCCUGGCCCUAGGCUUCCAUUAUGACCCACCAAAGACUCUGCCUAAUAGAGACAUGCUGAUUUACCUCAGUGGGUAAAAGACUGCCCAUCUCCUCCUCUAGGUCUAGAUUCAGCCGUACAGUCUCUGCCACCCCCUGCUCAUUGUAGCUGUUAGCUCUGCCCUAGUCCCCUAUGGGUCUAUGGGAAAAGAGAGGGCUGGUGAUAUUUGGGGCUCAGAAAGUGAAUCUCUCUGCUUGCUGGUAGAGCAUUUCAGAGAAGAUUGGGGUCCUGCUUGUUCUGCUCUUUGGCCGGUCCUUGGACAUAUUACUCAGUGCUAAUCCAGCAUUUUGGAGGGUGAGAGGCGAGCUUAGGAAAUAACAUUGGGCCUUUCUUUAUUGGAAUUGGCAAAAAAGACUUUCCUGUGCAGUUUCUCAUCCCUGGGUGUUCCAUACAAAGGAAGCUUUGAUGGUACUAAGGGGGACAGCUGGUGGGGAGGUGAAUCCCUCCUUCCUGUGGCCGCAGUAAACGACAUGGAUUCAUUUUCUCAGCAUUUAUUUAAGAAGAAACUUCGCUUCUGUCAGACUUCAUUGCAAUAAGCAAAUCAAUCCAAAUAUCCAAAGAAAUAUUUUGCCCAGAAUUCUCCCCUUAGGUUCUUGGGCCUUUAAUUGGGGGGAAGCAUUCUGUGAGCUUCCUGCUGUUGUUAACUACAGCUCCCAGCAUCCCUCACCAUUAGACAUGCUGGCCGGGGCUCCUGAACGUUUACUGGAUUUACACACUCAGACACUCUGCUAUAAGGAAACAUUAGUUUAUUUCACCUCAACAUUUUUCAAAUUCACCUUUUUCAUAUUUAUUCAAACGCUGGGGGAUGAGAGGUGCAAGGCUUAAAGGAACCCAUAAUUGUUUCCUUAUCAGCAAGAUCUUGAAUCUGAAACCGAAGACCAGGGGUAUGAAUCAAAAGCCUCUGCCUGUAUGGAUGAUUUUGCCCAAGCCCAUCCUUACACUGUUAAGUUUUAGAAAAAAACAUUUUGCUUUCAGUGAGCUUUCUCUUCCACUUACCAGAUUACAAAUGAACGACUCAAGAAAGUAGCAAUUUAGAGAGAAGGUUGCACAAAGCUAUACAGUAUAUCCUUGACUGGAGAUUUUAUUUUUUUGAAAUUAUAGCAAUUAUUCUCAAUGUUUCUGGGCUAUAGAAUCUUGGACUGGUGAAAAAAAGAGCCAUUUUCUGAAUGAACUAAAAUAUAUAUUCUCCUACCUGCCUAUGUACUCAAAACCCAAGUGCAACUUUUUCUUAAAAGUACAGGCAGUCCUCUGUUAACUAUUCUAUUUAACAACUGUUUAAAGCUACAAUGGUCCUAGAAAAGUAACUUUAUGACAUAGAAACGACACUUGAAAAGUAACUUUUAUGACUGGUCCUCAAACUUAUGACAGAGUGACUUACAAGUGUUGCAGCAUCCCCACUGUCAUAUGAUCACAAUUUUGCUGCUUUGCAACCGAUGUGCAUUUAUGAUUGUUGCAGCACUCUAUUGUCACAUGAUAGCCAUUUUGAUACAUAUGCGCACACACAUGUAUACAUAUAUAUAAAUUUAAACAAUUAUAAGCUAAUACUAAAAGAAAGUGAAAGAGAAAAAAACUAAAGAAAAAUUAAAAAUGCAAAAAGAAAAAGUUAACAGAAAAAUAGAAAAGAAAGAAAAAAGAUAUAAGAGUGGCUUCUAAUCUUCUUUAUAGCAAUAUAAGGACAAUUAUAAAUUGACCUCUCCCUAAAGUUGAAUCACGGGUCUUAUAUCUAAUCAUAAAACUAUAAAUUUUAAGUUUAUUUUUCUUUUUUAUACAAAAAGUCCUUGAGGGGUUUCAGUUCACUAAUAAAUGUAGAUAUUGUCUUUUCUGUAAUCACACAAUUCAGUUUGGCCAUUUCAACAAAUUAUAUCAUUUUCAUCUACCAUUCCUCUGUCAUAGGCCUUGCCAAUUAUUUAAAUUUUUGUAACACAAUAAUCUUGCUGCAGUUAUCAUACAUAAAAACAAUGUUCCAUGA